AUGUCGGAUCCCAGUUAUGGCGUCGCUCGCGUCUCCCUCUGGACCAGCGUCGAGUCCUGUUGUUCCAUCAUCGCCGCCUGCCUUCCGACCCUUGGACCACUCAUCAUUCGGGUCUUCCGCUUGCAAAACUCGCAGUACAAUAAGGAACCAACAUCCUCCGGCAGUCAACCUAAUAAAAAGCGCAUAGACGUUCCCGUACCUGAUCUGGACGGCCCGACUACGCACUUUGGAGGGAAUGUUUCAUUGAACCCAGCUGGUCGGCCGUGGGUUCGUACUUUGGGCCUGUGGAAAAACCAGCAUUACUACAAAUGCAAGAUGCAUUAUCCUGAUGACCUGAUGAAGAAAGCUAUUACUGCUGGCGAAGUACCAUAUUGUCUUGAGAGAGGAUGUUAUGGUGUGGUGAAGCCCGAUAUUGUCUUCUUCGGACAGAACCUUCCCGCCGAGUUCGAAGAGAAAGAAAAACAGGUUCACGAGGCAGAUCUGAUGCUUGUCAUGGGAACAAGCUUAAAUGUUGCACCUUGUUCAAGAUUGCCUAGGCUGAUAAAAGAAGAUCUUUCCCGUGUUAUGAUUAACAUGGAAAUAUCGGCCGACAUGGAGACUCGUGGAUACGACGUCUAUGUGAUUGGGACUUGUGACAAUGGUGUUCGCAAUUGGCGGAUGCUUUCGGAUGGACCGAUGAACUGGAAUCUCUGGAAUGAGGUUCUGGUGGCCAAAGGCGAUGAAUCCGACUUUGACAAUGGCCCAAGUCCGGAUGAAUGCAUCGGAAAAAUGACAAGUGAGAUGAAAGAUGGAAUUAAAACCUCUGGCGGACACAGGCGUAUGCUGGAGGAUCAUCUCGGGAACAAGCCUGCAAAUAUCAUGGACAAGGCACAUCGCUUAAGACGUUCGGUAUAUUUACUGUUAGUAUCUACUAUGAGAGUUAGAUGGUCGACAAACGAGGCUGCUAUUAUUGGUUGA
Molecule: messenger RNA, 957 nt
Organism: Penicillium riverlandense
Lineage: Eukaryota; Fungi; Ascomycota; Eurotiomycetes; Eurotiales; Aspergillaceae
Product: Sirtuin family
Exons: 2
Coding region: 1-957 (318 amino acids)
Molecular function (GO): NAD+ binding
Source: RefSeq, a predicted model, not a curated record